UUGUCAAUCCACCCCGUGAGCGAAUCAGUCCACUCCAUCUUUCAAGCCGAAAGCUGUAUCACAGACAGCGAGAUAAAUAAAUCUAACAAUUUCCUCAACCGUCGUCGACAUGUCAUCCACCAGCGAGAGCAGGUACACCUAUGAGCAGUACAAGGAGACAGCUGAUUGGCUGCUGGAGCGUACACAGCACAUGCCCAAGGUGGCCAUCAUCUGUGGUUCUGGACUGGGAGGGCUGGCAGACUUACUGGAGAAUAGUGUAGCCUUCCCUUAUAAAGACAUCCCUCACUUCCCUCAGAGCACAGUGCCAGGCCAUGCUGGGAAUCUGGUGUUCGGGGAGCUGCAAGGGAAGGCCUGUGUUUGUAUGCAGGGCAGGUUCCAUUACUAUGAGGGCUACAGCAUUGCCAUGGUGACGUACCCGGUGCGUGUGUUUACUCUGCUUGGGGUGGAGACGUUGAUAGUGACCAACGCUGCAGGAGGACUGAACCCUAAGUUCAAUGUUGGUGACGUCAUGUUGAUCAGAGACCACAUCAAUAUGCCAGGCCUGGCCGGGAUCAACCCUCUGAGGGGACACAACGAUGACAGGUUUGGUGUACGGUUCCCCUGCAUGUCGGAUGCGUAUGAUGCAGACCUGGGCCGUUUGGCUCGAGAGGUGGCAGAGGAGCAGGGCUGUUCCUCUUUCCUCCAACAGGGGGUGUACUGCAAUGUGGGCGGCCCCGCCUUCGAGACAGUGGCAGAGAGCAAGAUUCUGCUAAGCCUGGGGGCAGACGCUGUGGGUAUGAGUACAGUGCCAGAAGUGAUAGUGGCUCGUCACAGUGGUCUGCGUGUGUUUGGCCUGUCUCUCAUCACCAACCGCGUGGUGUCAGAGUAUGGCAGCCAGGACCGCGUCAACCAUGAGGAGGUGCUGGAAAUCACCCAGCGACGCACACAGGACCUGCAGAAACUCAUCAUCAACCUCCUGGCCCGAAUAUAGAUACACACACUAUCUGAUAGUGAUGUUCAAUUUAUUUUUGAUUUAUUUCACCUUUAUUUAACCAGGUAGGCUAGUUGAGAACAAGUUCUCAUUUACAACAGCGACCUGGCCAAGAUAAAGCAAAGCAGUUCGACACAUACAACAACACAGAGUUACACAUGGAAUAAACCAACAUACAGUCAAUAAUACAGUAGAGAAAGUCUAUAUACAGGGUGUGCACAUUUUGAUUUUACCUUUAUUUAACUAGGCAAGUCAGUUAAGAACAAAUUCUUAUUUUCAACAACAGCCUAGGAACAGUGGGUUAACUGCCUUGUUCAGGGGCAGAACAACAGAUUUGUACCUUGUCAGCUCGGGGAUUUGAUCUUGCAACUUUUCCGUUACUAGUCCAACGCUCUAACCACUAGGCUACGCUGGAUAAGGGUGGAUAAGGGAGCUAAGGCAAUAAAUAGGCCAUGGUGGCGAAGUAAUUGCAAUAUAGCAAUUAAACACAGGAAUGGUAGAUGUGCAGAAGAUAAAUGUGCAAGUAGAGAUACUGGGGUGCAAAGAAGCAAGAUAAAUAAAUAAAUACAGUAUGGGGAUGAGAUAGUUGGAUGGGCUAUUUACAGAUGGGCUAUGUACAGGUGCAGUGAUCUGUGAGCUGCUCUGACAGCUGGUACUUAAAGCUAGUGAGGGAGAUAUGAGUCUCCAGCUUCAGUGAUUUUUGCAGUUCGUUCCAGUCAUUGGCAGCAGAGAACUGGAAGGAAAGGCAGCUAAAGGAAGAAUUGGCAUUGGGGGUGAUCGCCAAAGUUGAGGAUCGGCAGGAUGGUCAGUUUUACGAGGGUAUGUUUGGCAGCAUGAGUGAAGGAUGCUUUGUUGCGAAAUAGGAAGCCGAUUCUAGAUUUAAUUUUGGAUUGGAGAUGCUUAAGGUGAGUCUGGAAGGAGAGUUUACAGUCUAACCAGACACCUAGGUAUUUGUAGUUGUCCACAUAUUCUAAGUCAGAACCGUCCAAUACUGUCAGUACAAUAAAAACUAAGGACAGCUUUAAUCAGAGAGAUACGAGUGUAUCUGAUUCCACACACUGUAUCCAAAUCAGUAUUUGUGAGUUAUUAAUAUGUGCCUGAGAUUGAGAGGACUUGGAACUCAACUCCACCUUAUUAUUGUCCACAUCUGAUUAUUCUUUCUUAAGUAAUAUCUUAUUUUCUUGAAAAAGCUGACGCUGAUAUUCCAUUCAGUCCAAAGUCAUUUUUGUAACUAUCUUUCUAAAAAUAAAUGAAUACAUUAUAUUAUAGUUAUCUGUUAUUUUACUGACAGUAUUGACAGUUUUAAUUUAUUAAUAUAAAAGGUUUUAUUAUUCUAUGAACAUAAUGUCUAACCGUGCAUCUCUUCUGAAACACUCUUGUGAAAUAAAAGGCACCAUUCCGAU
Molecule: messenger RNA, 2373 nt
Organism: Salmo salar (Atlantic salmon)
Lineage: Eukaryota; Metazoa; Chordata; Actinopteri; Salmoniformes; Salmonidae
Product: purine nucleoside phosphorylase
Biological process (GO): nucleoside metabolic process
Cellular component (GO): cytoplasm
Molecular function (GO): purine-nucleoside phosphorylase activity
Source: RefSeq, a predicted model, not a curated record